AUAAUAAUUAAAAAAGAAACCCCAAUGCAAACUGAAACAACCAUGUCUGGAGAAGUACGUUUGAAGCAGCUGGAGCAGUUUAUUUUGGAUGGGCCAACUCAGACUAAUGGUCAAUGCUUCAGUGUGGAAACCUUGCUGGAUAUACUCAUCUGCCUUUAUGAUGAAUGUAAUAAUUCCCCUUUGAGAAGAGAGAAGAAUAUUCUUGAGUAUCUAGAAUGGGCCAAACCUUUUACAUCUAAAGUGAAACAGAUGCGACUACAUAAAGAAGAUUUUGAAAUCCUGAAGGUGAUUGGUCGAGGAGCCUUUGGGGAGGUUGCAGUAGUAAAAUUGAAAAAUGCAGAUAAGGUUUUUGCGAUGAAGAUACUUAAUAAAUGGGAGAUGCUGAAGAGAGCUGAAACAGCCUGUUUUCGAGAGGAGAGAGAUGUGUUAGUGAAUGGAGAUAAUCAGUGGAUCACAACAUUGCAUUACGCAUUCCAGGAUGAAAACUAUUUAUACCUGGUUAUGGAUUACUAUGUUGGAGGAGACCUGCUUACCUUGCUCAGCAAGUUUGAGGACAGACUACCUGAAGAUAUGGCUCGUUUUUAUUUGGCUGAAAUGGUGAUAGCUAUUGAUUCUGUUCAUCAGUUACAUUAUGUCCACAGGGAUAUUAAACCAGACAACAUCUUGAUGGAUAUGAACGGGCAUAUUCGAUUAGCAGAUUUUGGUUCUUGUCUGAAACUGAUGGAAGAUGGAACGGUGCAAUCUUCAGUGGCAGUUGGAACUCCAGACUACAUCUCUCCAGAAAUUUUGCAGGCCAUGGAAGACGGAAAAGGGAAGUAUGGGCCUGAGUGUGACUGGUGGUCCCUAGGCGUUUGCAUGUAUGAAAUGCUUUAUGGAGAAACGCCCUUUUAUGCAGAGUCCUUGGUGGAGACCUAUGGGAAAAUAAUGAACCACAAAGAGAGAUUUCAGUUUCCCACUCAAGUGGCGGAUGUCUCUGAAAGUGCAAAGGACCUCAUUCGAAGGCUCAUUUGUAGCAGAGAGCAUCGACUUGGACAAAAUGGGAUAGAAGACUUUAAGAACCAUCCGUUUUUUGCUGGAAUUGACUGGGAUAAUAUUAGAAACUGUGAGGCACCUUACAUCCCAGAAGUCAGCAGCCCCACUGAUACAUCAAACUUCGAUGUGGAUGAUGAUUGCUUAAAAAAUUCUGAAACUAUGCCUCCACCAUCACACACUGCAUUUUCUGGCCAUCAUUUACCGUUUGUGGGUUUCACAUAUACAAGUAGCUGUGUGCUUUCAGACCGCAGCUGUCUAAGACUGACAGCUGGACCACCCUCCAUGGACAUUGAUGCCAGCAUCCAAAGAACUCUGGAGGAUAGUUUAGCAACAGAAGCUUAUGAGAGGAGAAUAAGACGUCUAGAACAGGAAAAGCUUGAACUUAGUAGAAAACUGCAAGAGUCCACCCAGACGGUCCAGGCUCUGCAGUAUUCAACAGUGGAUGGCCCAAUAACAGCAAGCAAAGAUUUAGAAAUUAAAAGCUUAAAGGAAGAAAUUGAAAAGUUGAAGAAACAGGUAACAGAUUCUGGUCAGCUGGAACAACAACUUGAGGAGGCCAGCACUGCGAGGCGAGAGCUAGACGAUGCUUCCAGACAAAUAAAGGCUUUUGAGAAACAGGUCAGAACGCUGAAGCAAGAGAGGGAAGAUCUUAAUAAGGAACUGGCAGAGUCUAGUGACAGAUUAAAAUCCCAAGCCAAAGAGCUGAAAGAUGCACACAGCCAGCGGAAAUUGGCAAUGCAGGAGUUCUCAGAGAUGAAUGAGCGGCUGACAGACUUGCACUCUCAAAAACAAAAGCUUGCCCGCCAGCUCCGAGAUAAGGAGGAAGAAAUGGAAGUGGUGAUGCAAAAAGUAGAAAGUUUAAGGCAAGAGUUACGCAGAACAGAGAGAAUAAAAAAAGAACUGGAAGUUCAAGCUGAAGCUGCAGCUGCUGAGGCAUCCAAAGACAGGAAAUUGCGAGAGAGAAGUGAGCAGUACUCUAAACAGCUGGAAAGCGAAGUAGAAGGGCUAAAGCAAAAGCAGAUUGGUCGCUCACCUGGCGUAAGCAGUAUAGAGCACCAGCAAGAAAUCACUAAGUUAAAGGCAGAUCUGGAAAAGAAGAGUGUUUUCUAUGAGGAGGAAUUAUCGAAGCGAGAAAUAAUGCAUGCUAACGAAAUAAAGAAUCUGAAGAAAGAACUGCGGGAUGCAGAAAGCCAGCAGCUGGCCCUCAAGAAAGAGAUCAUGAUUUUGAAAGACAAGCUAGAGAAAACCAGAAGAGAAAACCAAAGUGAAAGAGAGGAAUUUGAAACAGAAUUCAAACAGAAAUAUGAACGCGAAAAGAUUCUGCUAACAGAGGAAAACAAAAAACUUUCAAAUGAACUUGAUAAGCUCACCACCAUGUUUGAGAGGCUAAGUAUGAACAACCGGCAGCUGGAAGAAGAGAUGAGGGACUUGGCUGAUAAGAAGGAGUCUGUGGCCCACUGGGAGGCCCAGAUCACUGAGAUCAUCCAGUGGGUGAGUGAUGAAAAAGAUGCUCGAGGUUACCUUCAAGCCUUGGCCUCCAAAAUGACAGAAGAGCUAGAGGCCCUGAGGAACUCCAGUUUGGGUGCAAGAGCAACAGACAUGCCCUGGAAGAUGCGUCGCUUUGCAAAACUAGAUAUGUCAGCCAGAUUGGAACUACAGUCAGCUCUCGAUGCAGAAAUCCGAGCUAAGCAGGCUAUUCAAGAUGAGUUGAAUAAAGUCAAAGCUUCCUGUAUCUCUACAGAGUGUAAAUUGCAAGAAUCUGAGAAGAAGAACAUGGAACUGUUGACAGAUAUUGAAAGACUGAAAAAGGAGACAGAAGAGCUUAGAUCAGAAAAGGGUGUAAAGCACCAAGACUCACAGAAUUCUUUCUUGGCAUUUUUGAAUGCGCCUACCUCUGCUCUGGAUCAAUUUGAACGCUCUCCUUCCCGUAUUCCAGCCAACCAAGGCAGACGUAUCGAUUCAGUUGAGAACUUUACGUUGUCUAAUACGCCAUCACGGGAUGAAGAUAUCAAGUCUCACCUCCAUUCAAGAUCAAGGUCUCCUUCUACAGCUAGUGAGAUUGAACCGAUUGAGGUUACAGAUCAUCCUCCCCGUUCAAUUCACACACCAACCAUGAGGACAGCCUAUAUUGGAUCGGGACUCUCUGCACCAAAGCCUAAAGCCCACCAGUUUGUAGUGAAAUCAUUUAAUACCCCAACAAAAUGCAAUCAAUGCACGUCGCUGAUGGUUGGUUUAAUAAGACAGGGCUGCACUUGUGAAGUAUGUGGAUUCUCCUGCCACGUGACCUGUGCAGACAAGGCCCCUGCAGUAUGUCCGAUCCCUCCCGAGCAGACUAAGGGUCCCUUGGGGAUAGAUCCGCAGAAAGGCAUAGGAACAGCGUAUGAAGGGCAUGUCCGUGUACCAAAACCAGCUGGAGUAAAGAAGGGUUGGCAGAGAGCACUGGCAGUGAUCUGUGAUUUCAAACUCUUCCUGUAUGAUGUAGCAGAAGGAAAAGCCUCCCAGCCCAGUGUGAUAGUGAGUCAGGUUAUUGACAUGAGGGAUGAAGAAUUCUCAGUGAGUUCCGUCUUGGCCUCUGAUGUCAUCCAUGCAAAUCGAAAAGAUAUUCCCUGUAUCUUUAGAGUCACAGCAUCCCAGCUCUCUGCGUCCAGUAAUAAGUGUUCAAUCCUGAUUCUAGCAGACGGUGAGAAUGAAAAAAGCAAGUGGGUAGGAGUCUUGAAUGAAUUGCAUAGGAUCUUGAAGAAAAACAAACUCAAAGACCGUUCAGUCUAUGUUCCAAAAGAGGCUUAUGACAGCACCUUACCCCUCAUCAAAACAACGCAGUCAGCAGCAAUCAUAGACCAUGAAAGAAUAGCUCUGGGCAAUGAAGAAGGGUUAUUUGUUGUGCACGUCACCAAAGACGAGAUUAUUCGUGUUGGUGACAAUAAGAAGGUUCAUCAGAUUGAGCUUAUCCCAAAUGAACAGCUCAUUGCAGUGAUCUCAGGACGAAACCGUCACGUGCGGCUUUUCCCUAUGGCUGCCCUGGAUGGAAGGGAGACUGAGUUUUAUAAGUUGGCAGAAACAAAAGGCUGCCAGUCUGUAGUUUCUGGACAUGUGCGCCAUGGAGCCCUUACUUGCCUAUGUGUAGCUAUGAAAAGGCAGGUCCUCUGUUAUGAACUGAAUCAGAGUAAGACACGUCACAAAAAGAUCAAGGAGAUCCAAGUCCAGGGGAAUGUCCAGUGGAUGUCAGUCUUCAGUGAGCGUCUCUGUGUGGGCUACCAGUCAGGUUUCUUAAAAUAUCCCCUUCAUGGAGAAGGUAGCCCAUACAGUCUGCUCCAUCCAGAUGACCACACACUAUCAUUUAUCUCACAGCAGCCAACUGAUGCCAUCUGCGCAGUCGAAAUCUCAAAUAAAGAAUACCUGCUGUGUUUUAGCAGCGUAGGGGUUUACGUUGACUGCCAGGGCCGAAGAUCUAGACAACAAGAACUGAUGUGGCCCGCAACUCCAUCUUCUUGCUGUUACAAUGCACCAUACCUCUCUGUAUACAGUGAAAAUGCAGUUGACAUCUUUGACGUGAACUCCAUGGAUUGGAUUCAGACUAUUCCACUCAAAAAGGUACGACCCUUGAAUACAGAAGGAUCACUAAACCUUUUGGGACUGGAGACGAUUCGAUUAAUAUAUUUCAAAAACAAAAUGGCAGAGGGUGAUGAACUGGUAGUUCCUGAGACAUCAGAUAACAGCCGGAAGCAAAUGGUUCGAAACAUCAACAACAAGCGGCGCUAUUCUUUCAGAGUACCGGAGGAGGAGAGGAUGCAGCAGAGGAGGGAGAUGCUACGAGAUCCAGAAAUGAGAAAUAAAUUAAUUUCUAACCCAACUAAUUUUAACCACAUAGCACAUAUGGGUCCAGGAGAUGGUAUACAGAUUCUCAAAGACCUUCCAAUGCAGCAGCGAGGGCGGCAGGCGCAUGGGCCACCACGUGAGGAAGCUGAGGAGAGGCCGGGGCGGCGCUCCCCUUCCCAGUUCCCUCAGCAUCACGACAGUCUGAUCUCCUCUCCGAGCAACUUUGAACACGUCUACCACAUGACUGUAAAUUCAGCCGAAAAAUUCCUCUCUUGCGAUUCCAUAAGCCCUGCACACCCCCCGCCUCCGUGGCCUAUCCCCGGGCCUCCCGGCCCUCUGGCUCUGAGGAAUCUCCGGCCUCAGGAAAGUCGGACGGUGUUCAGUGGCUCUGUCAGUAUCCCAUCGAUCACGAAAUCCCGCACAGAACCGGGACGAUCAAUGAGCGCGAGCAGCGGCUUGGCGGCAAGAUCGUCUGCACAAAACGGCAGUGCUUUGCGGAGGGAAUUCUCAGGAGGUAGCUAUGGAGCAAAGCGCCAGCCUAUGGCAUCGCCGUCGGAUGGUUCCUUAUCCUCUGGUGGUCUGGACCAAGGCAGUGAUGCACCGACAAGGGACUACGAGCGAGAGGACUCCGACUCUCCGAGACACUCUACUGCGUCAAACAGUUCCAACCUCAGCAGCCCUCCCAGCCCGGUGUCACCUCACAAGACCAAGAGCCUCUCCUUGGAGAGCUCUGACCACGUGAGUUGGGACUCAUGAACUGCUUCAGCAUUCAGAUUUGACAUCACAGCCGCUUAAUGUCCCCAUGGCUGUCCCCUUCACUUGUUCCAGUUCUCACCUUCAUUAUCCUAACCCUCCCCAUUCCCUGUCUGAAAGUGAUCUGGGAGUGGGGUAGAGAGGAAGGUAAAAGCUGGUCGUCGUCAGCACCAUUCAGCACUGUCUCACCCUCCUUUCCCCAGAUUUAACAGCAGCAAAUGAGCAAAGCUAGGGUGCUGGUAAAUAUCAGAUGCUGUAGAUUUGUAUUAGUAUUGGUUUCAUUUUUGUGGUUACAGCUGCUUUCCUUUUUCAAGAUAUAUUUAUCCCACCCCCCACUCCCAAAAAAGUAGCUUAAAUAGACCAGACUAGUGUCAACAAGAGAAAAUUCAGAGGGAUUUUGUUUUCAUACAACAACUCAUUGUACUGUACAAAAGUAGCACAGAGACCCCCUCCCCUGCGUGGGGAACAAUCAGUAUGUCAGAGGCACAUAAAAGCUUUCAGCCGCCACGUUUGAAUGUCAAUCUGAUUGUUGCCAGCAAAUCCUUAUUGAUUAAAAUGAUGCAUAUUUUACUACAGUACAGAGUUUAAAUAAAUACGCAGAUGUUAGAGUUAAAUACGUAUGUAUAUAUUCAAAGAAAAAGCAUUGUGUAUGCAGCAGAAGAUGGAUGCUUAUUUAAGAGAGCCUUUAAUUUAAGAAAGAUUUGUGUUGUCCCUGUUUUCAUGCUCAGUAAUAUACAGACUUGGAGGCCUGGCCUAAAACCUUUUGCAGGACGGAUGUUCCUUCUGCAUAGCACUCACUGCACUGCCAGGAGGAGUCCUCCCAGUGCAGUCGCAACAUUUCUUUACUUCUGGCAGUCGCAUAAUUGAAGCUGUAAUCCCUACUUUCCUGUUAACCCCCAUCCUUUGCAAAAAUGACAGUGAUUGGAAAGCAAGCCCCUGCCCUGACAGUCACGGGCACCCUUCAGCCAGGUGGUUGCCCUGGUUUCUUGUGUGCUAGCUGUGCAGCUGAGGCACCUUAGGGCACGCUACAGUAGAGGUCCUUAAGGCAGCAAGGGAGUUCAAUGCAGCAGGAUUCGGCAGGAAUACUGUUUCCCUGGGUCAGCAUUUGACCAGGUUUUACUAGAAGGGAGCAGUCUUCCACAUCUCCGUGACCGUUCCUAACCAGAACACUACUGCUGUUACCAAAUACUAGUUUAUAAUACACAUCAGCCCAAUGAGUGCCCUUAGCCUGAAGCUAGCCGUUGUUGGCUACGCUGUCACUGUAGCAAUGACGAACCUUGAAGACUGACCUCAUACUGUUCACACUGUGGUAGUCGAAGAUGCCUAGUCACCCACAACUGCCAUGCUGGCAAGGUUGGUUUUUCCCCCCUCCCUCCCCACCCAUGCUGUGGGUUUGCGCGAUUUACAGUUGUUGCUAUACGCUCUCCUGCUCUUUGGGUCCAAUAGCAGGGCAGGUUUGACGGCAGAAAGUAUUGCAGUGGAAGACAGGGCCCAUUGAAGUUG
Molecule: messenger RNA, 7104 nt
Organism: Struthio camelus australis
Lineage: Eukaryota; Metazoa; Chordata; Aves; Struthioniformes; Struthionidae
Source: RefSeq, a predicted model, not a curated record